This is a messenger RNA of Frieseomelitta varia, 2630 nucleotides long. Its product is annotated as dnaJ homolog subfamily C member 9-like. NCBI's taxonomy places the organism in Eukaryota, Metazoa, Arthropoda, Insecta, Hymenoptera, Apidae. The record is from RefSeq and is a predicted model, not a curated record. The transcript has 3 exons. Gene Ontology annotation, molecular function: heat shock protein binding. Bases 233 to 1930 code for a protein of 565 amino acids. Gene Ontology annotation, cellular component: cytoplasm; nucleus.
GAGGGAACGCAGGAGAGGAUUCAGUCUACAGAACAAUUAGAUUGGCUCCUAGCUGAUCGCUAGACGUCGCAGAGUUUUCGGCUAAAAUCCCUACCACGAUGACUGCAAUCCUUUAAGUCGUUUAAAUGUACCAGAGCUGAAUAAUGAUACAUACUUUGUAUCGCAUAGAACAGUAAUUAACGUGAAAUAAUUGAAACAAUACCGAUUGUACGAUUAUUUAAAAUUAAUAAGAAUGGGCGGCAUCGUCGGGCUGUUGCUAUACAUUGCAUUGUGUGCAAGUGUCGGUGGUGUACAAGGGGCGUGCAGACAGUUGGAGAACAACGACAUGAUAGAAUAUCUCUGCACAGGUGGCCAGUUGUCCGAUUUGAACGAUCUUCCCUCAGAAACUGGGAAAAUUCGAAUCUUUAACAUGCCAAUUGGACGGAUAACUGCGGACACCUUCUCGAGGUUCGGCUCGGAUCUUUGGGUCCUGGGAUGCUCCCAUUGCGGUAUAACGGACAUUGAUCCCAACGCUUUCCAGCAUCUGAAUAACCUUCAACAAUUGAGUUUCGACAACAACUAUUUGACUACCAUAAAGAAAUCCUGGUUCAAAAGUUUGGAUUACUUGACGUACCUGGAUGUAAAUUACAAUAACAUAGAGUCUAUCGAGGCUGGCGUGUUCGAAAACUUACCCAGCCUUGUUGAGUUAAGGCUCUCUGGUAAUCGUUUAGAGUGCCUAAAUCUUGCAUCCAUGUCGAACCUAAAGGAAUUAAGAAGAAUAUUUUUGACUGAAAAUCCCGAGUUUAAGUGUCCAAACGCUGUCAGCGCGUUCCUCGAAAGUCGCGGAGUAAGCUUUGAAAAGGACCCAGACUGGAAUAGAUUCCCAACUGAUUUAAUUACAGCGGAAGUACCGUAUGAUAUCUACUACGAAGAAAGUAUGGAAGAACCGUCCACAUCGUUACCUGUCUUCCGCGAGAGAUUGCACCUAACUACAACAGCAUCUCCAACCGUGGCAUCGACAGUAUCGUACGUUCCGCCGAAGUUCCACACAACUGAAGAAGUAGUUUAUCGUCCGUAUAACACUCCAGAUUGGAGGACAAUUUCAGGAACAACCACCGUCCCUCAUGAUAACGGACCAGAAACCACAACUCUAUCGUACGACGAAGAUCAGAAUAUAAGAGCACCGUAUACGCCUCCAAGAACCAUCGCACCAAUCGAAGACGAAAAGUACUCACAGCGUGAAACGGUACAGUACGGCAGCCAAGACACAACGACCUUGAGUUCUUGGCCAAGAACCUCGGAAUCUGCCAGUGCCAGUAACGAAUACCCGGUUUAUCCACCCCAUAGAAACGAGGAUAAACAUUACACGGAACAACCGGAUAAUUCGAGGCUGCCUAACUCGCACUUGCUGGCACCAGGCCAAGACGAUCGUCACCAGACUAUGCCACCGUAUGUGGAUUUUGACGCAGAGCGCAUAGAUCCCUAUUAUGGGGCCGAUUGGUCAGAAAGGAACACCGUACGUGGACCAUCGAACGUGGAGUAUCCACCUGUAUCUAUACCCAGCGUUGUGGAGUAUCCACCUGUAUCUGUACCCAGCGUCGAAAGUAGAGCGCCAGAAUACUCAGUUCCAUCGGUGGACUCGUCAGACACCACCAAUUCGAUUCAAUCUAUCCCCCGUGUGCCGACCGCGAUGAUUCAACCGGCUCAUCCCGAUAAUGUCUAUCAGCCACCGUAUUACGAGCCCACGAUCACUGUUCAUUCACCGCCAUUGAUAACCAAUCAGCCACAGCAGGAGAAUACAACUCCAGGAAUCGGGCCGAUUGAGACGACCACCGAUAAACCAUUGCCCAAUUGUCCAACUAGGAAUUUAUCGUCGUCGAAUCGCGGCUCCGUCGCGGUGAUCAUCGUUUCCCUUGUUCUUGCUUGUCGCGUCCUUGUGGAGGGAUUUUAGCUAAACGUCUCGCCAAACUACUUAACAUUCGUCCGCAUAUUCUGAUCGAAUCUCCGACAAUGGAUCAAGUUUUCGUUGACGACACAUAUGUUCGCGCGAACAUACGCGGGUACGUUUGCUCCCGUGAGCAUCAUGCUGGUAGAACUGAAUGGAAGGACGUUCGCCAGAUCGCAGACUUUGGAUCGAGUGACUUUAGACGUGCUGUUGGUUUCGUUCGGUUUAAUAUGAUCAGUCUGAGAGACUUUGUUUUUCGUGAUUCGCUGUCAGAGGAACCAACUGAGUUGAUUGAUUCUUCAGAAGCACCGCGGAGCCUGCAGAACCCAAGGCCGCCGGAUUAUGGAGUAGGUCACUGGGAAUAUGGAACAUCAUCGACGAGCGUGAACCAUGAACAGCCAGCGUCUGCUUCUAAUGAAAGAUGCACGUACCGCGCUUCAAAAGUUCCAAGAACUUCUCUGUUUAUAAAAUUCUGUCGUUUCUAGUGGGCGAAAGAAGCAGAGGAAGCUGAGCGUCUAGAGAAAAUGCAGAAGAUCGAAAACGAGGAAAACGCAGCUGCAAACAAUUUGGCGUUGGCAAUUCAGCACCGCAAUGAGGCCAGAGCGAGUCAGUCUGCCAAGUUCUUCGACUCUUUGAUCGACAAAUACGCGAACAUGGCUGGAAAAUCGAAAAGGAAGAGCUCGCCUGCGAAGACCCCGAAAACCAC